This is a messenger RNA of Cyphellophora attinorum, 522 nucleotides long. RefSeq lists its product as uncharacterized. Gene Ontology annotation, molecular function: transcription coactivator activity. NCBI's taxonomy places the organism in Eukaryota, Fungi, Ascomycota, Eurotiomycetes, Chaetothyriales, Cyphellophoraceae. Gene Ontology annotation, cellular component: nucleus. The record is from RefSeq and is a predicted model, not a curated record. The transcript has a single exon. Gene Ontology annotation, biological process: transcription by RNA polymerase II. The coding region runs from base 1 to 522 and encodes 173 amino acids.
AUGCCGAAGCCAAAGACUGAGAACACCAAGAAGGUCGCCGGCAAUGCCAAAAAGGCAGAGGCUGCAGCGGCUAAGCAAGCGGUAGCAGAUGCUCAGAAAGCAAAGGAAGAAGAUGCCGAGUGGUCAAAAGGCGCGAAAAGCAACAACAAGAAGGCUGCUGCAGAAGACAAGAAGGCCUCCGCAGCCGCAGCAAAGGCCGAGCGAGAUAAGCUGCUCGCAGAAGAGGAAGCCAAUCAACCGGCCAAAGCGAAGGGUGCUGGCAAGAAGGUAGCAGAGAAGAAGACUCGAGGCACUCUUGACCUGUCACAGCUGGAUGGCGACAGUAAGGAGAAGACGCUGAAUGCCAGUGGUAUUGAGAAUGCGCUCGACGCGCUGGACUUGACCUCCGGCGGCUCGAAGGGCGUUGACCGACACCCUGAACGCAGGUUCAAGGCAGCCUACGCGGCGUAUGAGGAGAGACGAUUACCACAGAUCAAGAACGAGCACCCAGGCCUACGGCGGAACCAGCAAUUGAGCUCAUAA